Messenger RNA from Scophthalmus maximus (turbot), 1301 nucleotides. It is a transcript of the gene myoz1b, whose product is annotated as myozenin 1b. Gene Ontology annotation, molecular function: actin binding; FATZ binding; telethonin binding. Bases 163 to 909 code for a protein of 248 amino acids. Gene Ontology annotation, cellular component: actin cytoskeleton; Z disc. The transcript has 6 exons. The record is from RefSeq and is a predicted model, not a curated record. Lineage: Eukaryota; Metazoa; Chordata; Actinopteri; Pleuronectiformes; Scophthalmidae.
AGCCCUGCUGAUAGGGUUUCACUCUCUCUGGGGCGAAGAGGAGGGCAGGCGCUGCAAAACAAACCGUGGGACACAAAUCUACCCGGGAAUUUAUAUUCCCCUUCCUCCGACACACACAACUUCUGGGACCCGUGUCUUCCUGUGGAUACCCGGGCCGUAGCCAUGCCUAUCACUACUCCUGUCCCUUCUAACAAGAGGAAGAAGGCCAUCAAGAUCAUCACUGACCUGUCCAACAUCAGCCAGAAUGACGAGGAGCCGGACACUGAGGCCACCGAGCUCGACCUGGGCACCAAGAUCAAGACGCCCAAGGACGUGAUGCUGGAGGAGCUCUCCCUGUCCGGGAACAAGGGCUCCAAGAUGUUCAGGAUGAGGCAGCAGAGAGUUGACAAGUUCAUCGUGACCAACGAGAACAUGCAGAACCUUGAGAACCUGCUGAUGUGCCCUCCCCCUGUUCCCCCAAAGCCGGAGAUGCCAAAAGGAGACAACAUGGUGGAGGAGACAGUGGACGAGGAGGCGGAGAAGGAGAAGAGGAGACUGGAGUACAUACGCACCUACGUAUCACCAUGGGAACGGGCCAUGAAGGGCAACGAGGAGCUGAGAGCCACCAUGAAGGCCUCCAUGCCGGGACCCAUCCAGGUGCACCAAGAUCUGCCUCUGUUCAAGAGCUUCAACAGGACGGCGCUGCCAUUCGGCGGCUUCGACAAGGCGACCAAGCUGCUGACCUUCGAGCUGCCCGAGGCCAGCGUCGCCACCGACGAGCCGGAGCCACUGCCCAGCCUGCAGGCCGACAUCCUCUUGCGGCCCUCGUUCAACCGCACGCCCAUCGGCUGGGUGUGCGGCGAGGACAACUCGCACAUCCACAUGGACGUGGACAACGUCGCCUUCGACGGAGAGACGGAUGACCUGUGAACACGCAUGCAGACGGCGACAUGCUUACAGUACACAUGUAGCCUGAAACACACCUUACAAGCCAUAGAACUCAUAAACGCACCUACAUACAUACAUACUGUACCAGAAUACGCCGUCACAUGAGUGCAUAUAUGCGAGCAUUCAGCAGAUCAUGAUUCACGCCACACAUACACUGACAACACAAGCACGUGUUAAAAUGUACUUUAAUUGCAUGAAAAAGCAAAUACUAUUUAAAACUGCCUUGAGCGGAGGACAAAAAGGACAAAUUAUCUCCCCGAUGAUUUUGCAAAACUGUGAGUUAAUGUGAGACCUGUGUGAACAGAAACAGACAAGCACUCUGCACUCUUAAAAAAAAAAAUGUAUUUGUGCAAUAAAGUUCCCCCUUUACAGAA